Messenger RNA from Vigna radiata var. radiata (mung bean), 1984 nucleotides. RefSeq names its product cyclin-SDS. The transcript has 7 exons. Gene Ontology annotation, biological process: mitotic cell cycle phase transition; regulation of cyclin-dependent protein serine/threonine kinase activity. The coding region runs from base 1 to 1914 and encodes 637 amino acids. Gene Ontology annotation, cellular component: cyclin-dependent protein kinase holoenzyme complex; cytoplasm; nucleus. NCBI's taxonomy places the organism in Eukaryota, Viridiplantae, Streptophyta, Magnoliopsida, Fabales, Fabaceae. Gene Ontology annotation, molecular function: cyclin-dependent protein serine/threonine kinase regulator activity. The record is from RefSeq and is a predicted model, not a curated record.
AUGAUAACCAGAUCCAGGAAAUUGAAGCGCGAGCUCGAGCUGGAGCCACCUCCGGUCAUUGUCACUAAGAAGCAUAGGCAGAAGUUGCCUCGCCGGCGAAGGCAAAACUUCUCUCCCGUUCUUCUAGUCAGCGACUCUUGCCAGAAUCCUCGUUUCUCUGUGGAUUCCAGUUCCGGCUCUGACUUCGCUGUCGGCGUUGCUUCUUGUAACUCCAGCAGAGCUUCCAUCGCCGGCAAGGAAAACAUGAACUCGAGAAAUGAAUCAUCGAUCGAUUCAACGAGAAAUCAGAGGUUUGAGAAACGAAACGAGAACGAAGUAGAGGUUUCGGAGUCUUCGUGUGCGGACUCCAAUUCAUUCGCUCGAGAUCGAAGCAGGAGGUCAAUUCUGAAAUUCAAAAGUGGAAGAGAAUAUAAUAGUCUGAGAGGAGAAGAUGACGUUUCGGAUGUUUGCAUAAAGUCGGAUAUUACUGGUAUUCUGAAGUUGAAUAGCGGAAGCAAGAGUAAGAACGUAAAAAAAAAUGACGACGUUUCGUGCGGGAAAUCAGAGAUAACUUGCGAGGACCAGUUCAAUUCGAAGUCAUCCAGUGAUGGGAACGGAAACAUGAAAAUUUCUUCGGAGUCAAACGGAAACGACGCCGUGUCGUUUAGUUCAUUUGUUCGCGCGUCGUUAGAGGAAGAAAAGGAUAGCAGCAAGGAAAACAGAGCGUUGGAAUGUGAAUACUCUGUAGGCUCUAAACAUCUACACGCGGAAGAGAAUUGCGCGGAUUUAGUAGCGCAAUCGAUGACGAGGCAGGAAUCGGAUAAUUACGACGUCGUUGCGGACCUCACUUGCUCUGAGGAACUGCGUUUCUCAUACUGUGAUGACGAUGACGAAUCGGAAUACUGUUCCAGUCAGGGAACUGUGUUCUCUGAAUUUCAUUCUGAGAUUUUCGGUGAAUGCUCGCAGCAGGGGCUUUCAGAUUACACUCCGUCGCUGUUCGUGGAUUCUGGAAGCCAGUUUUCCGAGGGAUCCGUCGGAGAAACAUCUUCACCAACGUAUUUGUUGUUCCUUCAGUAUCGCAAGGAGUUCACGACUCUAACUUCUGCUUCUGCAGUGGUGAACUCUUCUUCAAGUGACGAAGAUGAAGCCGAUUUUGUGAGAUUCGAAGAUUCUGAUGACGAAGACAGCUACCAGAUGCUGAGGAAGAGGGAGAGGAAGCAAGGUUUUGUGUCGAAUUAUGGUGAAAGGUAUUUCUCUACCACUGAAUUCGGAGAGACCGUGCUUGAACAACGUGCGCAAAUGGUUCACUGGAUCGUUGAGUUGUUGGACUUUGAAUCGAGUGUAGAGUUUGUUUACGAGGCCUUAUUUCUUGAAAUUUGGCAGCAAUCUUGUCGAAAACAGCUUCGGCAAGAGACGAUUUUUCUUGGCGUCAACCUACUUGACCGUUUCCUAAACAAAGGAUACUUCAAAGCCCAAAAACGCCUUCAAAUUGUUGGAAUAGCAUGCCUCACGUUAGCAACCAGAAUCGAAGAAAAUCAGCAAUACAACAGGGUGGGGCAAAGCAAUUUCAACGUAGGAAGCAAUAGGUACAGCAGAGGCGAGGUGGUAGCCAUGGAAUGGAUGGUGCAGGAGGUGCUCAAGUUUCAGUGCUUUCGGCCCACCAUCUACAAUUUCUUGUGCUUUUACCUAAAAGCAGCCAAUGCUGAUGCAGUCGUUGAGAAGAGGGUCAAGUAUCUGGCAGUGCUGACACUGUCAUCUCAUGAGCAACUGUGUUACUGGCCUUCAACAGUUGCUGCAGCACUUGUAGUCCUGGCUGGUCUUGAAUUCAAUCAAAGUUCACCGCUCAAAGUAAUCGGGAUCCACGUUAGAUCAAAAGAUGAGAAUUUGUACGAGUGCAUAGAGAGCCUGGAAACGCUGUUGCGCUACAUAGGAUAACGCACUAGUUAGAGAGGAGGCAUUAAGGCAUUGCCCAUACAACUCAUAUGGUGGCAAUUGUUCCUAACCA